CUAAAACCAAGUCGUAAUGGCUUUGCCUAGAACUAACAAUUAGUCUCUAAGCAAACACGUUUUUAUCUUUAACAAUAAGUAAUAUUCAUUCUGAAGAAUUGUUGUGCAAACAGUGACUGGACAAUGAGCGUUGUGGAAAUUUCUUAUUUAUCUUGAGGUGGUGAACGGUGCGCAAGGUUUCUUCGUAGAAUGGAUAUAGGCUUUAAGUUAAAACAUGAAAAUCCAAAAAAGCAAGCAGGUCUAGUUAAAAAACUAUUCUUUGGAUGGCUAGUAAAACUAGUUAAACAAGGAACAAAGAAACAACUGGAAAUAUCAGAUUUGUAUGAGCCAUUAGAUAAGGAUAAUUCCAAAACUUUAGGCGAUUGUUUAGAGAGACACUGGAAGAACGAAAUUUUAAAAAGCCAAAUUAAGAAGACGAGCCCAAGUCUUUUAAAAGCCAUAGUAAAAGCGUUUUAUUUCGAAUUUUUAUUAUAUGGAAUAGCCUGGUUUGUUUUAAAUGUUUUGCUAAGAUGUUCCCAACCGAUAAUCUUAUUUCAUUUCAUAGCUCUAUUUUCUGGAGAAAACAGAGAGGAAAAUCAAGGAGAUAUGUAUAUUUACGGCGGUCUCCUGAUAUUAGUUUCAGUCCUUUCCAUAUUUUUUAUGCACCAUUUACAAAUUGGGUUAGCAUCAAUUGGCAUGAGAGUCAGAGUUGCUUGUUCCUCACUGGUGUACCGAAAAAUUACCAAACUCAGUCACCAAACCCUUGGACAAACUGCAGUGGGACAGGUGGUUAACUUAAUGUCCAAUGACGUUCAUCGUUUUGAUUUAGUGCUGUUACCAUUGCACGCAUUUUGGGCAAUACCUUUUCAGUUUGUCAUUUUAUCUUAUUUUAUAUGGCAACAAGUCCAAAUAGCUUCUUUAGCUGGUUUGGUUUCUAUGGUGAUUAUAAGCUUGCCACUACAAGGUUAUCUGGGGAAAUUAAUGGGCACCCUUCGAGCCAAUAUAGCUAAGAAAACAGACAAUAGAGUCAAACUGAUGAGUGAAAUCAUAUCAGGCAUACAGGUUAUAAAAAUGUAUGCUUGGGAAAAGCCGUUUGAGAAAGUAAUAGAAAUAGCAAGGAAAAAUGAGAUAAGAUGCGUUACACUGACUUCUUAUCUGCGAGGAAUAUUCGCCAGUUGUAUGGUCUUUCUGGAGAGAAUGUCUUUGUGCUUCACCUUAAUUUGUUACGUUUUGUUGGGUAAUAACAUAACAGCUGAGAAAGUAUUUUCUUUAGCUCAGGCUUUCAACAUUCUGCAAUUAUCCAUGGCGAUUUGGUACCCUUUAGCAGUUAGUCAUGGAGCGGAGGCGUUAAUAUCAAUUAAACGACUUAAAGCGUUUCUUACGUUAGAAGAAAAGGAGGUUAGUCGUAUCAAAGGACUGUCAACACCGGGCGUUGUUAUGUCAAAUGUAAGUAGUUCGUGGUGCGAUGCUGGCGAAACGUUGCAAGAUAUUUCAUUAAAUAUUCCACCAGGAUUUUUGUGUGUAGUGAUUGGACCACUUGGUGCUGGAAAAAGUUCUUUAUUACAGUUGCUGUUAGGAGAACUAGCUAUCAAAACUGGAACGGUUCUAAUGGGAGGAGAAAUAUCAUAUUGUUCCCAAGAACCUUGGCUUUUCCAGUCAACAAUACGCAAUAACAUUCUCUUCGGCAGACCUUUCGACAAACAGCUGUAUGAAAAAGUCGUCAAAGUAUGCGCAUUAGAACGAGACUUCCAACAAUUUCCAGAGCGGGAUGAAACUGUCGUUGGAGAAAGAGGUGUUUCACUGAGCGGAGGUCAAAGAGCAAGAAUUAAUCUUGCUAGAGCUAUUUAUAGGCAAGCUGAUGUUUAUUUGUUAGAUGAUCCGUUAUCAGCUGUAGAUACACAUGUUGGAAAACAUUUGUUUAAUCAAUGUAUUGUGAAGCACUUACGAGGAAAAACAAGAAUAUUGGUGACACAUCAAUUACAGUAUUUGAAGAAAGCCAACCUCAUAGUUGUUCUUAAUGAAGGUAAAAUUGAAACAGUAGGAACAUUUGAACAGUUAUCGAGAAGCAAGUUGGAUUUUGCCAAAAUAAUAGUGGACAGUGUAGAACCAGGCGACAAACACGAAGAGACAACCGAAUCAUCGGAUCUUACAAAUACUGUGUCAAAUCCAAGAAAAGCUAGUGUAACAUCCACCAAAAGUGAUUUAUCAGAAAGCUUGGAAUAUUUUGAAGAAAAUAACUUCAGCGACGAAGUAAUUGAACAUGAUCCUCAGCAUACGGCGUGGAAAGAGUAUUUUCAAGCAACCAGACGUACUGGACUUUUAAUAGUAGUUUUCACCAUGUUGGUCCUUGCUCAAACAAUUUGUUCUGGAACUGAUUUAUGGGUGGCUUUUUGGACAAAUCAAGAAGUAAUCAGGCAUAGUACUUCAAGACCUUUAGAAAGUGAUGUAUCUUCAGAUGAACCUAUUCUGUAUGAAGCUACCCCGUUUGAUAGCAGCCUGAAUUUAACUCACAACUACGAAUACAAAGUAGAAGAACCAGUUGUUACAAGCGAUGGCAUUUUCGAUUAUGUUUAUAUAAACAACCACGUGUACCAUUUGGUUAAAACAGGCUACGCCAUUGGUUUUUAUGGAUUUUUGAUAGUAGGAGUUAUAAUUUUAACCUUAUUCAGAUCGAUGAUGUUCGUUAAAGUUUGUAUGAUAGCUUCCGUUAAUAUACACUCGAAGAUGUUUAGUACGUUAUUAAGAGCACCCAUGAGGUUUUUUGACACCAAUGCAAGUGGGAGGAUUCUGAAUAGAUUCUCCAAAGAUAUGGGAUCCAUAGAUGAAAUAUUACCCAGAGUACUACUAGAAUCAGUGCAGAUUUUUUUGGUUCUGAUUGGUAUAUUGGUGAAUGUAUCGAUUUCAAGUCCAUACGCCAUUAUAGCUAUGUUACUUUUGGGAAUUUGCUUCCUAAAAUUAAGAUCUUGUUACCUAUCCAUAGCGAUGUCGUUGAAACAUAUAGAAGGAAAAGUCAAAUCGCCGAUGUUUUCUCACGUCAACUCUUCAUUGCAUGGAAUGGCAACCAUUAGAGCUUCAAAUACAGAAGAUAUACUUAUUAAGGAGUUUGACGAGCACCAAAAUGUUCACACGUCGGCCUGGUAUUUAACAAUAGUAUGCAUUUCAGCUUUUGGUCUUUGGAUGGAUAUUGUAUGCAUCAUAUUUUUGACUUGUGUCAUUUUAACCUUCAUCUUUUUGCAAAACUUUUUUAAAGUAAAUAGCAGCUUGGUAGGCUUAGCAAUUUCUCAAAGUAUGACUCUAACUGGCAUGUUACAAUAUGGCAUGAAGCAAACAGCCGAGGUGAUCAAUCAACUAACAGCAGUGGAGAGAGUGUUGCAGUAUACUCAUAUUAACACUGAAGGACCUUUUGAAUCACCGAUAGAAACUCGUCCUGUCGAACCUUGGCCUAAAUUUGGACGCGUGGACUAUAACCAUGUUUAUUUAAAGUAUUCUGAAGAUGAUCCUCCAGUAUUGAGAAACGUUCAGUUUACAAUUUUACCUGGACAAAAGGUUGGUAUUGUUGGACGCACCGGCGCUGGAAAAUCGUCUUUGGUUGCAGCUCUGUUCCGUUUGGUAAAUUUCCAAGGUACCAUAUCAAUAGACGGAAUAGAUACAAAACGUAUGGGACUUACAUAUCUAAGGAAGAAAAUAUCAAUAAUUCCACAGGAACCAGUAUUGUUCUCUGCUACUCUCAGGAAUAAUCUAGAUCCUUUCGAAGAAUUCACUGACGAACAAAUAUGGAAGGCACUGGAACAGGUUGAAUUAAAGGACAUAUCACAUUCAUUAGAUUUGAUGAUAUGUGAAGGAGGAAGUAAUUUUAGUUUGGGCCAGAGACAAUUAAUAUGUUUGGCUAGGGCAGUUUUAAGAAACAAUAGAAUUUUGGUGUUAGAUGAGGCAACAGCUAAUGUGGACCACAGGACUGAUUCUCUAAUCCAAACAACUAUUCGUAACAAAUUUAAAGACUAUACUGUAAUAACUAUCGCUCAUAGACUAAAUACUAUUAUGGAUUAUGACAAAGUUAUCGUAAUGAGUUAUGGAAGAGUGGUAGAAUUUGGUCAUCCGCAUCAAUUGUUACAACUACCAGAUGGACACUUCCACAGAAUGGUUCUGGAAACGGGACCUGUGAUGUCUUUGCAACUUAAAGAUGUGGCCAUGGUGGCUUAUUCAAACCUCCUGAAACAGGAAGCAGCUUCUAUCCGUUGAGGGGAAAUACGUACUAUUGUAUUAUUGGUAUUUUAUAUGUUCGAUAUUAAAUAUUUAUUAUGUAUUAUUAUUUAAAAAUAACAUUUUAUUAAUAUAUUACUAAGAAAUUUU
Molecule: messenger RNA, 4329 nt
Organism: Diabrotica virgifera virgifera (western corn rootworm)
Lineage: Eukaryota; Metazoa; Arthropoda; Insecta; Coleoptera; Chrysomelidae
Product: ATP-binding cassette sub-family C member 4-like
Exons: 18
Coding region: 190-4218 (1342 amino acids)
Biological process (GO): transmembrane transport
Cellular component (GO): membrane
Molecular function (GO): ABC-type transporter activity; ATP hydrolysis activity; ATP binding
Source: RefSeq, a predicted model, not a curated record